GACAUGCUGGAUAUCGUAAUAUUCGUGUUAUCGAUGAGGAAUCCGGGGUUACUACAUAUUGGUACAAGAUGGGGACAUAUAUUACAUAAUCCUCUGCCAGAUUUCUAAUGUGUUUGGCAUUAGUGUUAAUGAGGUUGCCUCAAAAAAUCACCACCGCUAAGUGGCUGAUUAGUAGUAUGAUAGGUGACCACAUGCAAAUCCUGGCUGUUGAAUGCUUUUCCGCCUCCUCCUCCUCUUCUUCUUUUUCUUUAUCUUUGGACUCUAUUCCUUGUGCAAUUUGCCGACCAUGGCAUAUAAAAUGGGCAAAAUUGAUCCCCCACGGAGGUAUUUGGUAACAAAUGACUGGUUAUAUGAGUUCCGAACAAACAUCAAAUAAUAUUUAGAUGAUCUAAUCAUACCACCACACAUUCACA
Aspergillus campestris IBT 28561 is the source of this 413-nucleotide messenger RNA. RefSeq lists its product as uncharacterized. The transcript is spliced from 2 exons. The record is from RefSeq and is a predicted model, not a curated record. NCBI's taxonomy places the organism in Eukaryota, Fungi, Ascomycota, Eurotiomycetes, Eurotiales, Aspergillaceae. Bases 212 to 376 code for a protein of 54 amino acids.